Malaya genurostris is the source of this 2909-nucleotide messenger RNA. RefSeq names its product 2-phosphoxylose phosphatase 1. Gene Ontology annotation, biological process: dephosphorylation. Bases 96 to 1841 code for a protein of 581 amino acids. The transcript has 2 exons. The record is from RefSeq and is a predicted model, not a curated record. Gene Ontology annotation, molecular function: phosphatase activity. Lineage: Eukaryota; Metazoa; Arthropoda; Insecta; Diptera; Culicidae.
UCCCCCAGUAGGGUGCAAGGAAAACGUCAGAAACAUUGCAACUGUUUUCCUUGACAGUGACCAUCCGAAUCAAGUUUGUUGUGAAAAUUGUUAGGAUGUUGCUGAAGGAAAUCGCUCGUUUUUCAUUGCAACAUCGCACUCUCUACUGUUAUUUUAUAUUAAGCAUUUGGAUUUUUCUACUCAUUGCAGGAAUGUACAAAUACAUAGGAUCUAUCGAGGAUAGCAAUAGUGUUUUGAGUUCAAAAAAUUUCCUUUAUAAAAAACAGCAAUCGCUAUUGGAAGAACAAGAACGGAUUCGUACGAAAAAGAUUAACGACGACGUGUGUAACCAUCUUCCGAGGAUUGGAAUAGGAGAAGAGGGAGGUGCCCUUGAUGGGUGGUCCUUGCAAGGUGUGCUGCUAGUAAUACACCAUGGUGACCGUGGUCCAAUGACACACGUUCGUGGCAUUGAUUCGGUUGACUGUAGCCACGAAGGUGAUACUGUGCUAGCGAAAUAUUAUAAUUAUCUUACAAACAGUAGUUCAAGCACAGCGGUAGGUCAUUGGAUGAAAUCUGGUCCAUUUCAUGGAUUCCCUUUGCUUCCGUCCAGUUCAAAAGCGUGCCAAUUGGGGCAGCUAACACAAAAAGGAAUUGCUCAAUUGUUGCGGGUUGGCGACGUUAUUCGCCAAGCAUUUGUUAAUCCGUUAUCGUUGUACACUAAAUCUCCGGUGCAAACCAGGACCACUCCGUUGAAUUCUUCCGAUACAACCAGCAUUCCAACUGUUUAUAAUACCGAUGAUAUUGUGAUUUACUCUACUCGCUAUCGACGAACAUUCCAAUCAGCUAUGGCUUUGAUGUUCAGCGUUGUGCCACCCGAGAAAUGGCAAUUCCUUCAAAUUCAAGAAAGUCAUAGUUUAUCGUUCUGCUUCGCUGAUUGUGCCUGUCCUCAAGCAGACAAUCUCAAAAAACAAUUGGAUAAGGAAAGUAAACUAUCCUUGGGAACCCAUCCAGCGAUAGGAGCUAUCGUACAGUGGAUGGGAACUACUUUGCUUCAGACUCAACCCACAGUCGGUCAGCCUAGUCCACUAGAAGUUCGAGAUGCCGUUUUGGCACAUAUCUGCCAUGAUGCUCCACUGCCAUGUCGAAAAAUUUCUUUGAACGUUAAAGAGCAACAUGAGUCUAGUAGGAGUACAAGUAGUAGCACCCAAGAUCCACAAGAUGUAAUAAACAUCGAUCAGGAUGACAGUUCCAUUGUUUUCAACCAGCCGAGUCAAACAAACACUGAAGAACCCGAUGACGUAGACCCCACUGGGGAGCAAGAACCGGAAAUUGAAGGAUGCGUGGAGAAGAGUCAUGUGGCAGCACUGAUGUCCUAUACCCAAUGGUCAGGAUUGCGCGAAUGGAAAAAUUUGAAAAUGCGUCAGCAAGGGCUGCUAAGAGCCUACGGAUUCUUACGUAAUAUCGUUGGAUACAUGCUUAAGAUGAUUUCAGGUGAUAAGGUCAAAUUUGUACUUUAUUCUGGUCACGAUAAAAGCAUGGAAUUUCUGAUGGCUGCCCUUGGCUUAUCCACGGAUACACCAUUUAUUUCGUACGCUUCACGGAUUAUUUUUGAGGUGUACAAAAGUGAUAAGGAUACUCAGUAUUACUUCCGAUUGUUAUACAAUGGCCAAGAUGUAACUAACACGGUUGGUGUAUGCGAAGGUGGCAAAAGUCUGAGUGUUCCUCGUGGUAUACGAGGAGAUAGAGCUAACCUCUGUCCUAUCGAAAAUAUCAUACGGUUCCUUCACGACGAUUAUUUUUUACCGUUAAACGCAACUAAUUUUAAGGACGCUUGUUUAGCGCAGAAGGACGGAUAUUUCUAACUUUCGGAAUAGCAAAUUGUUAACUUUCCACUAUCAGUUUUGAUCUGUGAUAAAAUGAAGCAUUUAGUUUACUUUUUAUAGUCGCUUCCUUCUUUGAAAAUACAUUGAUAAAAAAACCCAAGGGCAAUACAAGUAUUAAGUUGAACCAAAUUAUGCAUAUUUUGCUGGAGCUCGUAAUUCGAAUUGUCUAAUUGCAAAUGAUCAGCACCAACGAUAAAAUAUAUAAAUACAAUCAGUCAGUAGGUAAAACGAAUCAUUUGCAAUUAGAUCAAAACGUGUGUCUGCAUACCCAUGAUUGGUUAGAAUAAAAUAUUAAAACGAAGCAAAAUAACUAAACAAAAAAAGAUAACUUCAUUUAGGGGUUUUACUUAUUUUACGUUUUGUCUUCGACUCAAGUUUCUGCUAUUUACAAAACACUUUAUGUUAGCUUAGCGGUUUAUGUUGAACCGCGAGAUGGUAAUAUCAGUGUUUCAACAUAAACUGCUGUAGCACUGUAGUACGGAUGAGUCGAAGACGAAACAUAAAAUAAUUAAAAUCAUAUCUUGUUCAUGAAGAUUGAAACUUUCCGUUAAAUGUACUUUCCAAUCAAUGUUUGGUCUCAUGAUGUUUUAGUUAAGUAUACUUAUCAAAUCUUUCAGGACAAGCCUAAUUAGAACUGAUCGCUUAUUUGUUCCAGGCUAAAGUACCGCAACAUAUCAAUUUUCAUUUUUAUACUGAAUAAAAGAUAUUAAAUAUAUUUACAAAUAUCACUGGAUUUGUUAUUAGUAGUUAUACUGAUGAGGCCAAUAAAUGUAUGUAAAGUGAAAACAAACUGAAAUCUUUCAUUUGUUCGCAAAUUUUAUUGAGGCAUAUUAUUUGUGACGGUUUUGUCUCCAUAAUUGAUGAUUGAAAAUGACUUGCGAAUGCUUGUAUGUGACUUACGUUUACAAAAUUAACAAAAGAAUCACUCACAGUACUGGUUUACUACUCUAUCUAGUGUCAUUUGUAAAACACACUCUAAAAUCGGUAUUUCCACACUUAUCAUCUAGUAAUUCCAGAAUCGGAAGUCAGUUGCGGAUAAAAUUUAAU